AUGGAAAUAUUCACGAACAUAUCUCUCACCUUCGCUCUUUUGACACGUCAAAUAAUCCUCCCCCUCAACCUUGAAUCUCCUUCUGCUUCUCAUGGAAGAUCAAUCACAACCUUCUCCACCACCACCGCUACCACAACCACCACCACCACUUAAAACCUACAAAAUUACAGCCUCAUCAAUCUCCUAUGUUAAAUCCACCACAACUUCCAACAGCAUUAUUGCACCAUUCCUCCUCUUCAAACAAUGCACUACAACCCCACCGAGUUACAUCCUCAAGGAAGUGUCUCUCACAGCCUAUCCAUCUCAAAUCCUUGCCGUUGUUGGCCCAAGUGGAGCUGGAAAAUCCACUCUUUUAGACAUUUUAGCUGCCAGAACUUCACCAACAAGUGGCAUUCUCCUUCUCAACUCAACCCCUAUCAAUCCUUCUUCAUUUCGCAAGCUGUCAGCUUAUGUCCCUCAACAUGAUGCAUGCCUCCAAUUGCUUACUGUAUCUGAAACAUUCACCUUUGCUGCUCGCCUUCUCAACCCAAAAUCAUCACAAAUCGCCGCCAUCGUUGAGUCUCUUCUCAACGAGCUAAACCUGACACACUUGGCUAAUGCAAGGUUAGCUCAUGGACUAUCCGGUGGGGAACGGAGGCGUGUUUCAAUAGGGCUAAGCCUCCUUCAUGACCCAGGUAUCUUACUCCUUGAUGAACCCACUUCAGGACUUGAUAGCAAAUCAGCUCUUAAUGUGAUGCAAACCCUCAAAUCCAUUGCUACUUCACGUUAUAGAACUGUGAUUUUGUCCAUUCAUCAACCAAGCUUCAAUAUCCUUUCUACUAUCGACAAAAUACUUUUGUUGAAUAAAGGAACUGUGGUUCACCAUGGUAGCCUUUCUUCAUUGGAAAGUUUCUUGCUAUCUAAUGGCUUCACUGUCCCUCCACAGCUCAACGCCCUUGAAUAUGCCAUGGAAAUUCUAAACCAGCUUCAGGAGAGUAAACCCAACACACCACCAUCACUACCUCCAUCACCAGACAAUUCUACAAUCUCCCCUUCUGAUAAUAAAGCAAGAAGUAUCAGAAACAAGAUUUCAAGACUCCAUGAAAUCUGUGUUCUAUAUAGUAGGUUUUGGAAGAUCAUUUAUAGAACAAGGCAGCUAUUGUUGACAAAUACAUUAGAAGCACUUAUUGUUGGUCUUGUUCUAGGAACCAUUUACAUCAACAUUGGAUAUGGCAAGCAAGGUAUUGAAAAAAGGUUUGGUCUCUUUGCUUUCACUCUCACUUUCCUUCUCUCUUCCACUACUGAAACACUCCCAAUCUUCAUCAAUGAAAGGCCAAUUCUACUAAGAGAAACAUCAAGUGGGCUUUAUAGACUAUCAUCUUAUCUCAUAGCAAACACUCUUGUUUUCUUGCCAUACUUGCUUGCAAUUGCCAUCAUUUACUCAGUCUCGAUUUAUUUCUUGGUGGGGCUUUGUGGUACCUGGCAGGCUUUUGCUUACUUUGUUUUGGUCAUUUGGGUCAUUGUCUUGAUGGGAAACUCAUUUGUAUUAUUCUUGAGCUCUCUUGCACCAAAUUACAUAGCAGGAACUUCUUUGGUGACAAUACUUCUUGGUGGGUUCUUUCUCUUCUCUGGCUACUUCAUUUCACAGGAUAGCAUGCCCAAGUACUGGCUCUUCAUGCACUUCUUUUCCAUGUACAAGUAUGCCCUUGAUGCACUACUCAUAAAUGAGUAUUCUUGCCUUGUAAACACGUGCUUCUUGUGGUACCAAGAGAACAGCACUUGCAUGGUGACUGGCGGUGAUGUGCUGCAGAAGAGAGGGCUCCAUGAGAGGCAGAGAUGGACAAACAUCUACAUUUUGCUUGGGUUUUUUGUGUUCUAUCGCGUGCUUUGUUUGCUGGUUUUGAUCAGAAGGGUUUCAAGAUCAAAAAAAUAAAUUAAGGCAAAUCUAGCUUAUAUGUUUAAUUAACAAACUUCUCACUUUCUUCCAUAUUUUGUUGUAAUUUUCUUUUCUCUGUCUGCUGAAAAUGAAGCUCCUGUGAUGACUUCUUCUGCUUCACUUGGUUUGCCAAAACAAACGAAGAAAAUGACAUCGCGAGGAAGCAAGUUCAAAUAUUCUUGAUGAUUUUAUUCUCUGUAAUCAUCAAUAUAUGUUGCCCUAUGUCUUUUGUUGCAAGAAAUUAAAUCCACAAAAAAGAAAAGCAUGGUUUGGUUUGGAGCUAUCA
Messenger RNA from Populus nigra (black poplar), 2201 nucleotides. RefSeq names its product ABC transporter G family member 4-like. Bases 92 to 1912 code for a protein of 606 amino acids. Gene Ontology annotation, cellular component: membrane. NCBI's taxonomy places the organism in Eukaryota, Viridiplantae, Streptophyta, Magnoliopsida, Malpighiales, Salicaceae. The transcript has a single exon. Gene Ontology annotation, molecular function: ATP binding; ATP hydrolysis activity; ABC-type transporter activity. The record is from RefSeq and is a predicted model, not a curated record.